Molecule: messenger RNA, 1017 nt
Organism: Penicillium canescens
Lineage: Eukaryota; Fungi; Ascomycota; Eurotiomycetes; Eurotiales; Aspergillaceae
Exons: 2
Coding region: 1-1017 (338 amino acids)
Biological process (GO): secondary metabolic process
Source: RefSeq, a predicted model, not a curated record
AUGGUAUCUCUACCAGAUGUCCAAUCCUCAAACGACCAAAUCGCCAAACUCCCAGCAGGCCUAGUCGCCGUCUUCGUGGGAGCAACAAAUGGCAUCGGCGAAGCAACCCUAAAAGAAUUCGCACGCUCAGCUAAAUCCCCUCGCGCAUACUUCGUCGGCCGCUCGCAAGAAGCUGGCAAUCGCAUCACAGCCGAAUGUCGACAACUAAACCCAGAAGGCGAAUACCUCUUCAUCAGAGCAGAUUUGAGCCUCAUUCGCAACGUCGACGAAGUAUGCCGCGAGAUCAAAAGUAAAGAGAAGGCCAUCAACUUGCUUUUCCUCAGUUGUGGGGGUGCUCGGUAUGGUUUUGAUACUCCUGAAGGUCUCCAUAUCAUGCUCGCAACACAAUACUACGCGCGCAUCAGGUUCACAAUGAAUCUUCUCCCGCAACUAAAAGCAGCGACCGCCGUCCGGCGCGUCGUGAGCGUUUUAGCAGGCGGGCACGAAGGACAAAUCUAUGAGGAUGACUUCCAAGCGAAGAAAAUGAAUAUCCUAAGUCUGCGGGGACAUGUCGUUUCAAUGACCGACAUGGCGUUCGAGAGUCUAGCCGCUCAAGCACCUGAAGUGAGCUUUAUCAAUGAUUAUCCUGGCGCAGUCAAGACGGGUCUGCAUCGGGAAGCUGAGGGGUUUCUGAUGUGGCUUCUGAUUUUGGUUGUGGCUAUCAUUGGGCCUUUGAUUCAUAUUCCUAUCAAAGAGUCCGGGGAGAGGCAUUUAUUUUUCGCAACGAGUGCCAAGUAUCCGGCACGUUUGGGGGAGGAUGCUUCUGGUGUUCCUUUGGUUGAUGGGGUUGAGGUUGCGAGGGGUAUUGACGGUGAGGUUGGGAGUGGGAUUUAUAGUAUUCAUUGGUCUGGGGCGCAUUCUGGUGAGAAGGUCGUAAGGUUGUUGGAUUCGCUUCGGGGGCAGGCGAUGGUGCGGAAGGUUUGGGAGCAUACUGUUGGUGAGUUUGAGAGGAUUACGGCGGAGACGGAGGUUAGGUGA